This is a messenger RNA of Sinocyclocheilus grahami, 538 nucleotides long. Its product is annotated as sentrin-specific protease 7-like. The transcript has 3 exons. Bases 16 to 396 code for a protein of 126 amino acids. NCBI's taxonomy places the organism in Eukaryota, Metazoa, Chordata, Actinopteri, Cypriniformes, Cyprinidae. Gene Ontology annotation, cellular component: cytoplasm; nucleus. Gene Ontology annotation, molecular function: SUMO-specific endopeptidase activity. The record is from RefSeq and is a predicted model, not a curated record. Gene Ontology annotation, biological process: proteolysis; protein desumoylation.
CCAUGUAUUCUCAUCAUGGAUUCCUUGAAGUUGUCUGUUCACGAACGUAUUUUCAAACUCUUGCGCGAAUACCUUCAGGUGGAGUGGGAGACAAAAAGAGGUGGUUACCGUGACUUUAGUGUUGACAACAUGAUAGGCUCCCACUGUAGAGUCCCCCUACAGGACAACAGCAGUGACUGUGGCCUUUACCUGCUACAAUAUGCAGAAAGUUUUUUGCAGGACCCUGUGUUACACUUUGACUUUCCAUUGAGAUUGGAUCACUGGUUUUCGCGGCAAAAGGUGCGAGGUAAACGGGAGGAGAUUCGAGACCUGAUCCUACACCUGUACAGAUUUCAGCAAGGCUCUCUGGGAAGUGAAGCUCUAGAAGAUAGGACAGAUUAUGGAAAUGUCAUUUAGUGAUGUAAAGUUUUUAGAUUCACACGAUUAUUUUACGCAAUAUAUUUAUAUUUUAACUGCUUUUUAACCUUUUAUAUUAAUUUUAUGCUUUUGUAUACAUUGUUGGAAAAACUUUAGAGACAAAUAAAUGCAGAUAAAAUGA